AACAAACACACGCUUUUCGGAGUUAGCGGCAUUGUCGUCGGUGAAAUAUCUUAACGUCAUCGUCAGAAGAAGUGACAAGAAUCUUACAUGGAAGGAAGGUCAAAUACUGCUGGUUCGAGAGCAAUGUCAGGAACUAAAAAAUCUGCCACAAAUGUGAGGAACAACAUAUCUCGACCACAGAGUAAAGAUGGUGGAUCAACAAGGGACCUUCUCAGCAGAGAGGAAGAGUACAAACGUCUGAACCAAGAAUUAGAAGCAAAGACGGCUGAUCUAGUUCGUGAAGCUGAAGAGGUUAUGACAAGAGAAGAGAGCUUCAUGGCCAGAUCCAGGCUCCUGGACAACAUCAACUCUGAAGACUUUCUCAAGGACUUUGAGGAUGAUGAAUACUCAGACAACAAUGGUGGAGUUGGCAUUUCCCCCAAGCCUCCAAGUAGACCCACCUCUAACCUGUCAAAUCAAAGUCGGCCACAAUCAAAAACUCCGAGGACCAAAACGGGAACAAGGUCACGACCCAGAAGUGGGGCUAAACCAUCUGGAGGAGGAGCAGAAGACGUGGCCGUCCCUGAUGAUAUGUUUAUGACAGAGUUUAAGGACUUCUCCCUCAAACAUACUAUAUCACACAUAGAAGGUCAGGCAGAACAAGGACUGCUCCCCAAUGAUGAUGAUGAUGAUGUUUUACCAGAGGUAGCAGCAGACAUGGGCUCAGAGGCCACUAUCAGAUUUCUCAAAGCCAAGCUGAGAGUGAUGCAGGAAGAGCUGGAUAGGUUAGCCCAGGAAUGUAGCAUCAAGGAUGAGAAAAACAAUGCUCUAUCAAGCAAAGUGAAGGAAGUAGAGGAGGAGAGGAAUCGGUUACAGAGGACGAAUGCAACACAGCAAACACAGAUAGACAAGUACAAACACAUGUCUGAGGAGGCCAAGGGGAAGUCUGACAGUCUACAUAACCAGCUGACUGCAGUCAAAAAGGAACUGGACAGUCUGAAGAGGUCCCAGAAACAGCAACUGACAGCACAAGGAGCGACAGAGGUUAGGUUAAACAGGGCUCUGGAGGAGGUGGACAGGUACAAGGAGGAGCUGUACAAGGCCAAGUCAUCAGCCAAGGACACUACAGUACAAGAGAAGAAAAGGGUAGAGCAGCUGAUAGCUGAGAAUAAGCGCCUGGAAAAACAGAAAAACGAGCUCAUGGCUGGGUUUAAAAAACAACUUAAACUCAUUGAUAUUCUGAAAAGGCAGAAGAUGCAUAUAGAAGCAGCAAAGAUGUUGUCAUUUUCAGAAGAAGAGUUUGUCAAGGCUUUGGAAUGGGGAAAUUAGACGAAAAUUUGUGCUUUCUACUUCUGGACUCCAGAAGAAUGGUUUAGUGUCAACAGAGAAAGUAUAAUGAAGAGCCUGGUUAAUUGAGCACAGAAGUUUCAGGGGCUGAUGUAGAAUGGAGAAACUGAACUGAAAUAUAUGUGGUUUGCUGACUACAGAAGGUUCAGGAGCUGACCAAGACUUUAGAAUGGAGAAACUGAACUGAAAUAUAUGUGGUUUGCUGACUACAGAAGCUUCAGAAACUGACCUUAGAUUGGAGAAAUUGAACUGAAAUAUGUGUUUUUCACUGAUUACAGAAGCUUCACAGUCAUUGGUUUGUGAAGUCCUUGGAUUUUGGAAAAACUUGACCGCUAAAAGCUUGAUUGAAAAUGGAUUUGCAGUAUUUCUUUGAGUAUUCUGAAAGAAGUUUGCAGAUUUGCCAAGAAUUCUAGA
Molecule: messenger RNA, 1740 nt
Organism: Liolophura sinensis
Lineage: Eukaryota; Metazoa; Mollusca; Polyplacophora; Chitonida; Chitonidae
Product: testis-expressed protein 9-like
Exons: 12
Coding region: 88-1308 (406 amino acids)
Source: RefSeq, a predicted model, not a curated record